Messenger RNA from Saccostrea echinata, 768 nucleotides. RefSeq lists its product as uncharacterized. NCBI's taxonomy places the organism in Eukaryota, Metazoa, Mollusca, Bivalvia, Ostreida, Ostreidae. The record is from RefSeq and is a predicted model, not a curated record. Bases 1 to 768 code for a protein of 255 amino acids. The transcript is spliced from 5 exons.
AUGGAUUGGAUGUCAUUCUUUUUAAUGGUUACACUGACUAUUGUACAUGGAGACAUUAUUACAGAUUUUAUGUCGAGGAAUUCUGUUUACGAUGACAAGUCCACUUUCUCUACCAAUAUAAUGUCAACACUGAAGUUCAGAAGUUCCCGGCAAUGUGCAUCUUAUUGUACAAGGGUUUCUGAUUGUAAAUCUAUUCUGUUUAACUCGGAGACAAGGUUCUGUCAGUUAUUAUUGGUACAACUUGAUUCUGUUUCAGAUACUGGAACACAAAAUACAAUAGGCUGGAUGUAUUACUUUAGAAAAACUGACACUCAGACAACUAAAGAUUUGACAACAACUAGCUUAAUGGCUAUAACAACACCUUUUGAUUGCAACUUAUGGCACAAUUUUAAUGGUCAUUGGUAUAAGUGGGACAACACUGAGAGAGAUUUUUUGUCAGCACAGGCAUUCUGUUCUUCACUGACUCCAACAUCUUACGUCACAGAAGUUACCUCUCAAGCUGAAAAUGACUGGCUGGUUACAUUGACCGCUGAUCACUGUGGAGCUCCGAAUGAAUAUUGGCUGAACGGCUUCGAUUUAGAUGACUCUGGGUCAUUUGUCUGGCUGGAAAGUGAAGAAGCAACAAACUACACAAACUGGUAUACUGGUAAUCCUAGUGAUUUCUAUGAGGGAUGUGUAGUAAUAUCAACGGCAUAUUAUGGAGUGUGGAAUGAUAUUCAAUGCACAUCUUCAAGACCAGUUGUUUGUGAAAGAGACGAUGGUGACUGA